Monascus purpureus is the source of this 1272-nucleotide messenger RNA. The record is from the annotation of a GenBank genome assembly. Lineage: Eukaryota; Fungi; Ascomycota; Eurotiomycetes; Eurotiales; Aspergillaceae.
AUGCCCAGAAUCGCCAUCAUCGGUGCCGGCCCAGCAGGUCUUACCCUCGCCCUCCUCCUCCACAAGCACAACAUCCCAUCAACUAUCUUCGAGCUCCGCCAAAAGCUGACGGACGAAACCCUCUCUGAACCAGCCGGCUCGCUCGACCUCCACGAAGGAUCCGGUUUAACCGCCAUACGGGAAUGCAAUGUAUUCGACGAAUUUACCUCGCUCACGGGCGACUGCACGGAGGAACUGAGAAUCGCCGAUAAAAAUGGGAAUAUCAUCUACGAGGAUAAAGGGGAAUUGAGUAACCGUCCCGAGAUUGCUAGACCUAAGAUCAUCAAGCUUCUGAUCGAUCAUUUACCUGUUGAAAGUGUGAAAUGGGGAUAUAGACUUGUCCGUGCAAGGCGGAUUCAGAGUUCUCCUUGGAAUCCAGACGCCAAUGCAAAUGCAAAAACUGAAAUCGAACUCGACUUUGGCGAAAAUGGAAAACACACCUUUGACUUCGUCAUUGGUGCCGAUGGCGCCUGGUCGAGGGUUCGUGCCGCAUUGCUGACGAACGUGCAACCGCAGUACGCAGGGAUGCACCUCAUAACCUUGGACAUCAGACAGAUCACGACGAAAUAUCCUCAUCUGGCUGAGUACAUCGGACAGGGAACCUUCAAUUCCCUGGGACACGGACACGGGGUAUGUGCGCAACGAUCCGUGCAGGACUCGGCGAGGAUCUACAUCUUUCUUUCGACGGAUGACGAGAAUUUCACUACUACAACCGGGUUGAAGGACAUGACACACGUAGAUGCUGGAAAACAUCUCCUCAAUGACAAUUCCCUGUUCGGCGACUGGGGAACCAGAGCCAAAGAACUCAUUUCAGUAGCAUGCAAUGACGAAACAUCCAACAAACCCAACGCAAAAAUAAACAUCAGACCUCUCUACAAACUCCCCAAUGGACACAAAUGGCCACAUCAAUGCGACGCAACAGCCAUUGGGGACGCGGCGCAUCUCAUGAACCCGCCCGCUGGCGAAGGCGUCAACAUUGCCAUGCUAGACGCACUGUUGCUGUCACAGGCUAUUAUCAAAGCUCAUGAGACGGCUGCAGCCCAUGAUGUCGAUUGCGGUUUAUUCUUGGAUGCGCUCGAUCCAUUUCUGAAGGAGUUCGAGGCUCAUAUGGCUGUCAGGGCGAAGGAGAUGGCGAAACACACAGCGGAAAUUUCUGGGAUGAUGUUUGGUGGUGAGGAUGGGGCGAGUGUUUUGGCGGAUUGGUUUAAGAGUUUUCAAGCAGGGACUUCAUAG